Molecule: messenger RNA, 4598 nt
Organism: Rhopalosiphum maidis (corn leaf aphid)
Lineage: Eukaryota; Metazoa; Arthropoda; Insecta; Hemiptera; Aphididae
Gene: Sema5c
Product: semaphorin-5A
Exons: 14
Coding region: 244-3363 (1039 amino acids)
Biological process (GO): semaphorin-plexin signaling pathway; axon guidance; positive regulation of cell migration
Molecular function (GO): semaphorin receptor binding; chemorepellent activity
Source: RefSeq, a predicted model, not a curated record
GUACCGACGUUCGCGCCGACCGCUCGUCCUCCGCGUCGUGUGAGACAGUCUUUUGCUGCCGCCGUAUUCUGGUGCGCGUGUCGCGAGUGCAUUCUGUUUACGCAUUUAGUUUUUUUCCGUCGCGCGUGUAUUCUUCAUCAGUGCCAUACUAUACACACACAUAAACACGCUUAGAUUUUUUGGAUUACUGUAUGAUGUCCGCGAGCCGAUAACUCAGGGCUUAUUAAAAGACAAAACGCAAUCAUGAUGUUCCUCAUAUUUUUGGUGGUAGCGUGCGUCAAUGGUCAUCAAAAUGAACCAGGACACCAUGUUAUACCGUAUAAAGAUGUGAUGUCGACGGCCAACAUGUUUUCGGAAGACGGAGUGACAUCGUACUCGCAGCUGUUAUUCGACAUAGCCAGAAAACAAGUGGUAGUCGGUGCGAGAGACAACAUUUACCGUCUGGACUUGGACGAUUUGAAAAAGAUCGAGGCUGCCCGAUGGCCGGCUGCUGAGGAAAAGGUGCAGCUGUGUCUGGUAAAAGGUCAGAGCGUCGACGACUGUCAUAACUAUGUCAAAGUACUACUAUCUACUGGAAAACGGCUUUUCGCAUGCGGAACCGGAGCCUUUUCACCACAGUGCACAUGGAGAGAGAUGGAAAAUGCCAACAGCGUGACCGACACCGUACGUGGGGUGGGUAAGUGUCCUUACAGCCCGCUGUCCAACAUCACAGCCAUGAUCACGCUCAACGGUCAGUACUUUGCCGGUAGCCCAAUGGACUUUUCGGGCGCAGACUCGGCCAUCGUCCGUGAUCUGGGUGCUUCGUAUUUGCGGACAAAGAAUUAUGAUGCCAAGUGGCUGAACGAGCCUCAGUUCGUCGGAUCAUUUGAGACCGACGCCUAUGUGUACUUUUUGUUCAGAGAAAGUGCAGUGGAAUACAUAAACUGUGGCAAGAGGGUGUACUCAAGAAUUGCUAGGAUGUGCAAAAACGAUGUGGGCGGACAAACUAUGCUUCGAGACAACUGGACCACGUUUAUUAAGGCCCGUUUAAACUGUUCUUUACCCGGUGACUAUCCGUUUUAUUUUGAUGAAAUUCAAGGUAUGACAUAUCUACCGGACGAAGGAUUGGUGUACGCUACAUUUACUACACCGAGCAAUGGUAUAGCUGGAUCGGCAGUGUGUAGUUUUAAUCUUACUGCUAUAAAUGCAGCGUUUAAUGGACCAUUCAAACACCAAGCCAGCGUUGGUUCAGAGUGGGUACGAUAUAACCCACCGCAUCAACUCAACCACGGACACUGCCAAAGACAGGAUCCAAAUCAAAUACUUGACUCGUCGAGAUACCAACUGAUGGACAACGCAGUACAACCCACCACAAUGGACCCACUAUAUUACAAGCCAUUGGAAAUUCUCACUCACAUUGCUGUUGACGUUGUACCGACCAAACCGCACGGAUCUUUAAAAGUCUUAUACGUGGCCACGACUGAAGGAACAGUGAAAAAGAUAACUAUUCUACCAAAGUCAUCAGUCACGUGCACGCUGGAAGAAUGGAACAUAUUUCCCGAGGGUUCUGGUUCCCAAAUCAUGGCGUUGCAUUAUUUGAAAGUCACGGAUUCGAUAUACGUGGGCACUCGUGAUCGGGUGUUGAAAAUACCGGCCCAGCACUGUGGCCGGCACCGGAGCAAGGAAGCGUGCAUGAACGCGAUGGACCCCUAUUGCGGGUGGAACGAGCACGUCGACAAGUGUCAACCGCCGACAAACGGUAACAUAAUGGAACAUAAUUGGCGACAGGAUGUUACCAAGUGUCCGGACCGGUCGAGGCCAAUCGAUGGUGGUUGGUCUAGCUGGUCGACAUGGACUGCGUGUACACAAAACGUAAACGGCAAAGAAUCCACCGACCAAUGCUUGUGUUCGAGCAGAACGUGCACGAACCCCGAACCGAAGUACAACGGGGCCGAUUGCCAAGGUCCUACCAUACAGGUGACUAAUUGCACUGUACACGGACAAUGGUCUGGUUGGUCGGACUGGUCAGCGUGUACGCAAAGUUGUGGUUCUGCUGUAAAAGUCAGAAAGAGGACUUGUGGAAAUCCAGCGCCGGCAUUCGGCGGUCGCGUUUGUGUAGGGCGCGACACCGAUGAAAUGUUUUGCCAUUCGAACCCACCUUGUCCAGUUUCACCACCUGUCGUAAAAGAGCCGGGUUGGAGCGCUUGGGGUGCGUGGGGCAAAUGUUCAGCCAAGUGCGGUGGAGGCAUUCGGCAAAGGUCGCGGUACUGUAACAAUCCGCCGCCACAGGAAGGACAGGAUUGCAUCGGGUGUUCCGAAGAGUACGAACUAUGUAACCAAAAACCGUGCACGGAUAGUAUAAAAAAGAUAUCGGCGUGGUCACCUUGGGUAUCCGCGGGCAACGGUACUCAUAAAAGAUACAGGUUCUCGUGUAGAACGCAGCCAGACAUUUCGGCAUUAAGCAUUAUGCAGGACAAAGAAGAAAAUAGAUUGUGCCAAGAUGGAUCGUGUCACAGACUUGAUCAACCAUCUGAUUCAGAAGACUCGUGGUCAGAAUGGUCACCAUGGUCCGCUUGUUCUGCUGAUUGUGGUGGUGGUGUACAAGUCAGGACUCGAACCUGUGAAGGUCCUUUAGAUAAUUGUGAGGGACAAAACACACAAACCAGACCUUGUAAUACACAGGAAUGCAAAGGAGAGUGGAGUUGUUGGACAGACUUUAAUGAAUGUUCUGUGACUUGUGGCGAAGGCGUCAGAACUCGUACGCGCAAGUGCAUACAAAAGGGUACGUCUACUGAAGGAUGCGAUGGUCCUUAUGAAAGCCAAGAACCGUGUUACGUACCUUGUCAUGAUAUGGAUUUGGGCUGGGAAGACUGGUCAGAGUGGUCGGUUUGCGAUAAGGACAACCAGAAACAUCGUACGAGAAAAUGUACUUUUGACCAUUGCUUGGGACCCGACAUUGAAUCUAUUCCUUGCUUUGAGAAAAACGAGAUCGUGAGCUCGAGCGGAUCCACACUGCUAGUGUGCCUGCUGUCUUUCUUGACUGGCGCCUUGGUGGCCGGCGCCGCGUUCUGCGCGUGGCAGAGACGUCGUAAGCCGAAGUUGCCGAGUAGCCCGCACUACAUCACCACCAAGCAGAACCCGUACGUGACGGUGCCGAUGAAGGAGUACCGCGCGCCCGCCAAGCGUACGCCGUCGUUCACCAAGCCGACCACGGUCGGUGCGCAGCAUCACGGCAACGGUACCGCGGCCACCGGCACGCUUCCGAGGUUGUUCAACAAACCUGCCGACUACGAGACUGCCACCAUCAAGCGGAACAGCCACAGCCUGGUCAACGGGCACACGAUGCGCAACCGUCCCGACUUGGAACAGGAAAAGUUUUUCUAACCCAUCACACCGCCAAACAAUAAUAAUAUAAUGUAUAUUAAACGUGAUGGUCACCAUAUUGCUGUGAUGAUCAUCACUCGUCAUUAUCGCGGACCACCUAUACAGGUUUACAUCAUUCGCGGUUCCUUGCCAUUUCUGCACGGACAAAUUCGGAUUUUUCGACCGGUAGUUGUCGUAUAACAUUAGCCGGAUCGUUGUCGUUGUGUCCGGGUUUAUUUAUUUAUUCUUUAAUAUACCUAAUUCGAUUAUUUGCAUUUUCGGAUAUCCGGAUAUAUAGACUACUACUACUGUUGCUGCUGCUCGUUAUUGCUAGUCAUUACGUAAUUUUCCUUUUAAUUUUCUGGCAAACGUAUCUAAUUUAACUCGGGAUAUUGGUAACUGAUACAAUUCGCAUAAUAUUACGCUUCUACAGCAAUUUAUAAAAACCUAAUUUUAUAUUUUGAUCAAUAAUGUACAUGACAUUAGUCGGUUAGCCUUUGAUUUCUGUAUAAUAUUAUAAAAUAUUAUUGUUGAAUAAAUAAUUUUUUUAACCGAUUAUUAUAUAUACAAAUGCUAUACGGUAAAUAUGUAGUUAAAUCAGUUUGACCAUUUCGUUUUUAUUUUAUACAGCCGAAGACUGUUUAAAAACACGAUGCAUAGGUAUAAUGAUAUCUGUUGUCGAAUUACAUCCAUUAUUGCUUUACUCUAUUUAUUAUAAAUAAAAUCCAAUUUGAAAAAAUCAUACGUGAAAUAUCUUAACCAGUAAUGUAUAUUUACAUCUUUUUAAUAGGUAUUAAUUAAAAUUGUAAGUUUAAGUUGGGGGUAUUAAGUGCGCAUAAUGGUGGAUUAGAAUCGUUUUUCUAAUCAUUCAUAUUAUUAUAUUACGCAAUAUGAAAUAUAUUUUAUAGUGUCGUACCUGCCUACUUAAAAUGGAUAUGUAUCUACCUAAAGAUGUGUUAAAUAAUAGAGUUUAUUUUUAACUUCGUAGAAGUACAUUGUAAUUUAUAAAUUAACGACUCAAAACACUGAUAAAUUAUAUAUUUUUGUCGCUAACAAUAUUAAAAACCACCAUUAAUAUAUAAGAUAAAAAUCGGUAAAAAAAUAAUUUAUAAAGUAAUGUAAAUAAAUGGAUAGAUAGGUUAUUAUUUUUGUACUUUUAUACUAAACAAGUACGCAUUGUGCCAAUGAUAUUCAUGAUUGAUCUAUUAUUUUGAUUAACUAUGAAAUAUUAAUGACUGAGAAAUUUGUUUAUUUUU